UAGAGGACAGGAAGCAGCAGAGUGUCACUCGCAUUUACUGUGAGCAGUUUGCUCUCCGACGGCAGCCAUUUUGGACCACCAGCGCCUGAGACCAAUUGUUCGGGAAAGAUUAUAACUCAGAGAGGAAUGUGGGAUCAGGGAAGCCAACCCUGGCCGCAGUGGCCGCUGAGCCAGCAGCAGUGGAUGCAGUCUUUCCAGCACCAGCAAGAUCCUGGUCAAGUGGACUGGGCUGCCCUUGCACAAGCUUGGAUAGCUCAUAAGGAGUCAACUGGAUCCGAGCCUAACAUUCAGCCCAACGGACAAGACAUCCCAGGUCUGGAACCACCUGCACAGGGCAACCAUGGGUCCUUCCAGGGUGAUUCUGCUUUUGGCAGAAUGUGGCAGCCAGAAUGGGGAAUGCAUGGCCAACCGCCACCGCCUCCUCCACCACCUCCUGAACAAACCUGGAUUCCUCCUGGCUCAGCCCAGAUGGAUGUUGUGAACCCCAGUGAAGAUAGCAACAGCCAGGACAGUGCAGAGUUCAACUCUGAAGCACAUCGCGGGGUUUUCCCCCAGAACAGCCAUGGGUAUGGGGCACAGCCCGACAGCUACGCCAUGGCCCCCAUGGCCAUAAACCAGUUUGAUUAUCAGCAUGGAGCUGCUUCAUCUUUUGCACCUCCGCCCUCUGGCUUCCACGCCCCAUACUGGCAGGGUCCCCCUCAGAACAGACGGGAUGCCCGACCACCUGGCUUCAGGGAUCGGCCCAGAUCCCCUAUCCAGCUUCCUAUGAAACAGGAAGCCCCAGCACCACUUGAUGCGGUGAAAAGACGUACUCUACCUGCCUGGAUCCGAGAGGGGCUAGAAAAGAGGGACAGAGAAAAUCAGAAGAAACUGGAGCGAGAGCGAAUGGAAAAGGAGCGUGCAGAAAUGUCAAAAGAGGAUGACAAAGAGCACGAGAUGGAUGAUGGGGAUGAUGGGCCUCGUGUGCCCCGCAAGAGUAAAUUUGACAGUGAUGAUGAAACAAAUGAAGACAAUGAUGAAGAAAAGCCUCCUGUAAAAAAAGAGUUUUUUGUGCGAAGCCCAUCGCCUCCAGCAGAAGACAGUGAGCCUGAAAUGACUGAGGAGGAAAAGGACUUCCAGCUGAUGGUCAUCACAAAAACACUCCUCACAGAGAUCCUUCUCGAGGUCACGAAUGAAGAGAUCUUGCUUGUGGCAAAAGAAGUCCACCGCAAAGCAACACGAGCUCCUGCAAAACAGCUGGCACAGUCAAGUGCACUGGCUUCUCUGACUGGUCUCAGCGGGCUGGGGGACUAUGGUUCAGAGGAGAGUGCAGAUGAGGACGACCGCAGCGCCCGAGGGUCAGAGUCCUCCGACACUGAUGAGGAGGAGCUGCGCCAUCGUAUCCGUGAGAAGCUGGAUGCCUUCUAUCGCAAGGAGCGAGAAAUGCAACAGCUCCAAGAAAAACAUGCACAAGAUGCUCUGCUUGCUCGUGAGGAGAUGGUGAAGGAACGAUUGAGCAGAGAAAGGGUUGAAUAUGAUGAAGGCCAGUCCGAAAAUUAUCACAAAGAGGAAGUAAAAGACAAGGAGCCAGAGCCCUUAGUAGAGAGGCGUAGGUCCCGUAGUGAAAUUGAGAGUAGUGAGGGAAGGCAUUUGGGCAGGGGGAAGGAAAGAUCAGGCAGAAGUGGUAGCGAUUCCCCAGCCAACAGUCACAGCAGCAGCUCUCGUUCUUCCUCCAGCCGCAGCAGCAGUCAGUCGUCCUCUUCAUCUUCGACAUCAUCAUCUCGUAGUUCCUCGCGAUCCUCUUCCCCUCGAAGGAAAAGGAGACGUAGUAGAUCGUCAUCCCGUAAGGCCCGCAGGCGUAGUCGCAGCCACAGCUCUCGUCGACGUCGUAGUGAAAAGAUACAGGACAGGAGGAGAAGCAGCACAGAGCAAAGAGCGGGACACCGCAAGAAAAACCGCAGUGAUUCCAGAGAACGAAGAAACCGCAGGAGUAGCUCCAAAUCCAGAGACCGGGGCAAGGGCAGGGCCCGAGACAGCCGCAGUCGCAGCAGAGACAAGGGCAGGGAUAAGGAGAAAGACAGGGAGAACGAAAAGGACAGAGAGAAAGACAGGAAAAGAAGCAGGGAGAGCAGGGACAAUAGUCACAGCAGCAAACACAAGCAGAAAUCCUCCAGCAAAGACGAAGAAAGGAAGCGAGAUCGAAGCCGUAGCCAUGAGAGAGACAAAAAAAGGAAAGAUAAAGAUAAGGAGAGAGACUCUGAAAGAAAGGAGAAGCCAAGGACUAAAGACAAGACCAAUUCUUCAUUUAAUGAGGAAAAUGGAAAAUCUAAGAAACGGAAAGAGAUGGACUCACACACUGACUCACUGACUGACAAGUACUGCAGGCAGGAUAGCAAAUCCAGUAAAAAGGGCUUAACGAAAGCUAGCAAGAGAUUGUCAAACUCUGAUUCAAGCAGAUCCCCUACGCCGGAACUUAGUAAGGAAAAGAAAUCUAAGAAAUCCAAACGUAGUCGCUCACGGUCAGCGGAAAAAUCACACAAGUCUGGUAAGAAGGCAAGCCGCAAACACAAGUCUAAAUCGCGAUCAAGGUCAACUUCCCCCACUCGUCGUAGCAGACACUGAGGAUGUGCUUCCGUACCUCUAAAUUCCACAAGAUCAAGUGGCUUGUCUCAUUAUAGAGGCAGUUGUGUAGGUGGUCAUCCCUUUACACUUGUUUCCCCAUUGUAAAUAUGUUAUUUUUAAAGUGUGUCUGAGGAACAAGACAUGAAUGGUUUAGAUUUUUUCAUGUAUUAUUGGCAAAGCAUAAGCCUUGGCUGACACUAAGGACUGACAUCAUUUAAAUAUUAACAGGAUUCACAGUUUCUCAACAAACUUAAUGUAAAAUGUCCAAUAAAACUAUGUCCUUG
Molecule: messenger RNA, 2885 nt
Organism: Phycodurus eques (leafy seadragon)
Lineage: Eukaryota; Metazoa; Chordata; Actinopteri; Syngnathiformes; Syngnathidae
Gene: pnisr
Product: PNN-interacting serine/arginine-rich protein
Exons: 12
Coding region: 127-2601 (824 amino acids)
Biological process (GO): regulation of DNA-templated transcription
Cellular component (GO): presynaptic active zone; nuclear speck
Molecular function (GO): DNA-binding transcription factor activity; RNA binding
Source: RefSeq, a predicted model, not a curated record